AUGGAGGUUUUCUCAAGGAUUCAGCUUUUCCUUCUACCACUCUUGCUUUUCUCCAUGUUGCAGAGACCCACGUUCGCCAUCAAAAAGUCUUAUGUUGUAUACAUGGGAUCACAUUCACAUGGUCCAGAAAUCACACAAAGUCAUAUUGACCUAGCUGCAGAAUCUCAUUACGAGUUUCUUUCAGAUUUCGUUGGAGGGGCCGAGGAGGCCAAAGAAUCGAUUUUUUACUGCUACACAAGACAUAUUAAUGGUUUUGCAGCGACCCUUGAAGAAGACAAAGCAGCUGAGAUCGCAGAGCAUCCCAGGGUCAUAUCAGUCUUCCCAAACAGAGAACUGAAAUUACAUACAACCCGAUCAUGGGACUUUCUUGGACUGGAGAAAAAUGGUGCCGUUCAACCUGGUUCGGUCUGGGAGAAGGCCAGAUUUGGGGAAGAUACAAUUAUUGGGAACCUUGAUGGUGGUGUCUGGCCGGAAUCGAAGAGCUUUAGCGACGAUGGAUAUGGACCCAUUCCAUUAAGGUGGAAAGGAGGUUGUACGGAUACUAAUCCUAGCGGAGUUCGUUGUAACAGGAAGCUGAUUGGCGCCAAGGCAUUCAACAAAGGAUACCUAGCGGCUGUUGGCAACACCUUCAACACCACACGCGACGAGGAUGAUGGUCAUGGGACCCACACCUUAUCGACGGCUGCCGGAAACUUUGUCCAAAACGUCAGCAUCUUUGGAUUUGGUAAUGGCACGGCUAAGGGAGGAUCACCAAGGGCGCGCAUAGCCUCUUACAAGGUGUGCGGGAAGCCCGUCAGAAAUGGCGGGUGCUUCGACGCCGAUACCAUCGCCGCUUUCGAUGCCGCCAUCCACGACGGCGUGGACAUUCUCUCUGUAUCCAUGGGAGACUCCCCCACCGACUACAUCAAUGACGGCGUGGCCAUCGGCUCCUUCCACGCCGUCAAGAACGGUAUCCUUGUAGUAGCUUCUGCCGGAAACGAGGGUCCAGAUGAUGGUUCCGUUUCCAACGUGGCCCCCUGGUUGUUGACGGUGGCCGCCAGCACUGUGGACCGCCGGUUCCCGGCCAUAGUGAAGCUUGGCAACAAUAAACAGUAUAACGGGCAGAGCCUCUCCCCGGUUUCCCUGCCCUCAGACGGCAAAAUGUACCCUCUAGUGAGCGGUUACGCAGCGGUAUCAAAGGACGCUUUGGACGACGACGCCAUGUUCUGCAAGGAAGGGUCACUGGACCCAGAAGUGGUAAAGGGGAAAAUAGUAGUGUGCAUGAGCGAUGAGAACUCGGAUGUGGACAAGGGAGUGCAGGCACUCUCGGCAGGGGCUGUGGGUAUGAUAUUGGUUAACCAGAACGGUGUGGUCCCCGAAGCUCACAUGCUCCCUGCGUCACAUUUGUCACGGUCGGAUGGUUUUGCGGUGUACGAUUACAUAAAAUCUACGAAAUCACCUACGGCUAACAUCUCACCGGCUACGACGGAGCUGGGGACGAAGCCAGCACCUAUGAUGGCCUCAUUCUCUUCCGAGGGACCCAACACUGUGACUCCCGAGAUUCUCAAGCCCGACAUCACUGCACCAGGGAUGAGCAUCAUCGCUGCCUUCACCCAAGCAGUGGGGCCCUCCGAACUUCCUCACGAUACCAGACGGGUUGCCUUCAACUCUUUGUCAGGAACUUCCAUGUCCCGCCCUCACGUCGCUGGUGUUGCUGGCCUUGUCAAGACACUCUACCCCCAUUGGAGCCCCGCCGCCAUCAGAUCUGCCAUCAUGACAACCGCAAUUACAACGGAUAAUUUGAGGGAGCCGAUACUGAAUUCAUCAAAGAUGAGAGCAACACCAUUCAGCUAUGGAGCUGGACACGUUCGACCCAAUAGUGCCAUGGAUCCUGGUUUGGUCUAUGACCUAACCACCAUCGACUACUUGAACUUCCUAUGUGCCAUUGGCUACAACCAAUCUCUAAUCAGCCUCUUCUCCGGGAUGAAGCUGCCUUACACAUGCCCGAACCCCGCCGUCAGUCUCCUAGACCUCAAUUAUCCCUCCAUCACAGUACCUAAUCUCUCAGGCUCUGCCACUUUGACGAGGACACUGAAGAAUGUUGGGUCUCCAGCUACAUACAAGGUCAUAGCUCGUCCACCCUUGGGGAUUUCGGUGUUGGUGGAACCAGAGAUCCUGAAAUUCGAUUCGAUUGGACAAGAGAAGACAUUCAAACUAACCCUCAAGACUAAUCAGCCUGGUUUUGCUGAAGACUACGUUUUUGGCGAGCUUAAAUGGUCUGAUGGUCAUCAUCAGAUCAAGAGUCAGAUUAUUGUUAAGGCGGCUGCAACAUAGAGUUUCCUACUUUCUUUUCUCUACUUGGAUGAGGUGACAUGAGAGAAAUGAAAUGGCCCAACACAGACUCACAAGUGGAGAUUUGAUCCAUGAAGAAUCUUACAGUUAUUCUAGAUCAGUUCAUUGUGAAAUUUAAUUCAUCAUUUGAUUGAAUAGAUUCUAUCUGAACCCUAAACCUUAAAACUUAUCUUCAAUUUUG
Molecule: messenger RNA, 2512 nt
Organism: Macadamia integrifolia
Lineage: Eukaryota; Viridiplantae; Streptophyta; Magnoliopsida; Proteales; Proteaceae
Product: subtilisin-like protease SBT5.4
Exons: 7
Coding region: 1-2313 (770 amino acids)
Biological process (GO): proteolysis
Molecular function (GO): serine-type endopeptidase activity
Source: RefSeq, a predicted model, not a curated record